This is a messenger RNA of Racocetra persica, 199 nucleotides long. Lineage: Eukaryota; Fungi; Glomeromycota; Glomeromycetes; Diversisporales; Gigasporaceae. The record is from the annotation of a GenBank genome assembly.
AAACGCAAAGCGGCAAGACAACGUAAGCCUGUAAAUAAAAAACGAGUGCGUCCGUGGGAGGAUGACCCGGAGGAAGAAAUUCCUCAUGAUGAUUCUAUUAUUACGAUCGCAGAAUUAUGCAAAGAUCUUAAAAGAGGAAGAAAAUCAAAUACAUUUAAAGAACUAGAACUUGCCAAAUAUAAGAAACUUCAACUUAAAC